CUCGUUAGCGCCGAGUCCAUCCAUGUCUUCGAAUCCUGGGCGGCUGCCAUCGUCACCAUGGGAUGGUUCAGCAGUUCCCGGCGCCACAAGAAGUCCAAAUCUGAACAUGCGGCCCAGGCACCUCCUCUCCCUCCGAGGGAUCAGGUAACUGCUCCUGCGGUGAAGCCGAUCUUGCAGGCGCAGGCGCAGGCGCAGGCGCAGGCGCAGGCGCAGGCGCAGGCGCAGGCGCAGUCGCAAUCCCUAUACAAAUUACCAACGGCCUCGGCAACCAGUGCUUCGGUGCAGACGUCUCACUACCGUCCUCAGACUCAUCCGUAUCGUCAUCAGGCAUCGUCUUCGGUUCAUCUAUCGUCGUCUUCCCAUCCGUCGUCAACGUCGACCAGCUCUCUCGCCAAAUGGCAGUCCUACACGAGUCUCUCCGGGAUGGUGUCGCAGACGGUAGGGGCCGCCAAUACCACCAUGAUGGGAUUAGAGCAGCAGAUGAAGGAAUACAUGUCCUGUGGGGUGGACGCUUACGGGGUGAUGCUGCGGAAGCUGGAUAAUGUCAUUACGUCGAUGGAUGAGGGGCUGUUCACGGGAAAAGACGAAAUGGUCGUCGAAUAUCCCGUCCACUCCGAUGCUGCAGCGCAUACGUCGGCCGACAAUGACAAGUCCUCCCAGUCGACUGCGUUGACCUUUUUCUCCAAAGUUUAUCUUUAUAACAAUUCGCGGCUUCCUCUACAACUGGCUCCUUUACAGCUAUAUCCAUCCGGUCACGCCCUCUUGCGUCUGGCCGCGCAAUACUCGCGCAACGUGUACAAACGACCGACCGGCGGCAACAACGCCGCGUACUUCGACGCCGACUGGCGCAACGGCACCAAAGCCAUGGUGAUCAAAUCAUUGGCUGUUGACGACAUGAAGACCAUCGUGAUCGCCAUCCGCGGCACGCAAAGCUUUCGCGACUGGGCCGUCAAUAUGAAAACUGCCCCCACGCCCCCGCGUGACUUUCUCGACGACCCAUUCAACCUCUGCCAUGCCGGGUUCUUGUCUGUGGCGCAGAAGAUGGUCCGCCCUGUCGCCGCGCGACUACGCGAUCUCUUGGCCGAGGAUCCCAGUCGUGCAAACUACUUGAUUCUGAUCACAGGACACUCUGCGGGCGGGGCGGUUGCUAGUCUUCUAUACUGCCAUAUGUUCGCAGCCACCGUGGGGUCGGAAUUGACCCAUCUGCGCACCUUCUUCAGAAACGUACAUUGUGUAACAUUUGGCGCGCCUCCUGUGUCACUACGGCCAUUAUUUCCGCCUGAUCCCUCCUCGAUCUUCUUCUCCAUUGUCAACGAGGGCGAUCCCGUCCCGAGAGCCGACAAAACAUAUGUGUCAUCCCUAAUGAACCUAUACAUGUCGCCCGCCCCGAUAUCUCGUCUGUACGGCCGUCGGCGCAAUUCCAGCAAACCAGCCGUGUGGAAUAUUCCACCAGCCACCCUUUCUGUCGCCGGACAGGUGAUCAUUCUUCGCAGACCGGUACAUAACGCCUCUAUAUACCCCGAUGAUACGCCGGAGUAUGUUGAGGCCUGUAUGACUACCGAUGCCGUGCUUCGACAGGCCGUCUUUGGCGAUCCGCUCAUGCACAUGAUGGAUCUAUACGCGCGGCGAAUCCGCGACCUGUCUAGACAGCCCGCAUAGCAUCCAGCAUCCAGCAUCCAGCAUCUGUAUUAAUUUUAUAUGUACAUUAAUCCACUAAUUAUACCCACG
Molecule: messenger RNA, 1728 nt
Organism: Aspergillus steynii IBT 23096
Lineage: Eukaryota; Fungi; Ascomycota; Eurotiomycetes; Eurotiales; Aspergillaceae
Product: lipase family protein
Exons: 3
Coding region: 58-1659 (533 amino acids)
Biological process (GO): lipid metabolic process
Source: RefSeq, a predicted model, not a curated record